GAGGAGGCGGCGUCGGGCUGAGCGGCCGUGUGCGCGGCGGGGAGCGCUCUCCGCCACCAUGAGGCGACUGCCGCUGCCCCUGCCCUGCCUGCUGCUGCUGCUGCUGCCGCCGCCGCUGCUGCUGCUGCUGCCGGCCGAGGUCAGAUGUACAAUUGCUUGCACAGAGGAUUGCAGCUCAAAAAAUGUAGCUGUGGAAACAGGAACCAAUAGUAAUGAUAAUUUAUCAGUAAACUCUGUAAGUGGAAACAAAAGCAAUGGAGGGGGAAGAUGGACCAGGGAUGUGUCACCACUCAACAGUCUGAUAAAGCCCAGCCCAGUCCAUGGUCUCACAGCAGAACAUGUUGGUGUGACUUCUGUCAACCUAAAAUGGAUGGUGAAUGACUCUGAUUCCAACUCCUCCACGUAUAGGGUAGAGGUUGGAAAUGACACCAAGGUUUGGAACGUGAUGUCCAAUGACCCCACAGCUGAAAUCACUGAGUUACUCCCUGGGACACUGUACAGUUUCACAGUGUUUGCUGUUAUAAAUGACAGUCAGACAGAAGGAGUGUCCAUAAGCCUGUAUACAAAGCCCAGCCCAGUCCAUGGUCUCACAGCAGAACAUGUUGGUGUGACUUCUGUCAAUUUACCAUGGAUGGUGAAUGAUCCUGCUUCUGAGUCCUACUCGUACAGGGUAGAGGUUGGAAAUGGUACCAAUGUUUGGAACCAUUGGUUCAAUGGCACCACAGCUGAAAUCACUGAGUUACUUCCUGGGACAUUGUACAAUUUCACAGUAUUUGCAGCAGUGAAUGACAGUCAGACAGAAGGAGAAGGAAUGUCCAUAAGCCUGUAUACAAAGCCCAGCCCAGUCCAUGGUCUCACAGCAGAAUAUGUUGGUGUGACUUCUGUCAAUUUAACAUGGAUGGUGAAUGAUCCUGCUUCUGACUCCUACACAUACAGGGUAGAGGUUGGAAAUGGUACCAAUGUUUGGAACCAUUGGUUCAAUGACACCACAGCUGAAAUCACUGAGUUACUUCCUGGGACGUUGUACAGUUUCACAGUAUUUGCAGCAGUGAAUGACAGUCAGACAGAAGGAGAAGGAGUGUCCAUAAGCCUGUAUACAAAGCCCAGCCCAGUCCAUGGUCUCACAGCAGAAUAUGUUGGUGUGACUUCUGUCAACUUAACAUGGAUGGUGAAUGAUCCUGCUUCUGACUCCUACACAUACAGGGUAGAGGUUGGAAAUGGUACCAAUGUUUGGAACCAUUGGUUCAAUGACAGCACUGCUGAAAUCACUGAGUUACUCCCUGGGACAUUGUACAAUUUCACAGUAUUUGCAGCAGUGAAUGACAGCCAGACAGAAGGAGAAGGAAUGUCCAUAAGUCUGUAUACAGAGCCCAGCCCAGUCCAUGGUCUCACAGCAGAAUAUGUUGGUGUGACUUCUGUCAAUUUAACGUGGAUGGUGAAUGACCCUACUUCUGAGUCCUACUCAUACAGGGUAGAGGUUGGAAAUGGUACCAAUGUUUGGAACCAUUGGUUCAAUGACAGCACAGCUGAAAUCACUGAGUUACUCCCUGGGACAUUGUACAAUUUCACAGUAUUUGCAGCAGUGAAUGACAGCCAGACAGAAGGAGAAGGAAUGUCCAUAAGCCUCUAUACAAAGCCCAGCCCAGUCCAUGGUCUCACAGCAGAAUACGUUGGUGUGACUUCUGUCAACUUAACGUGGAUGGUGAAUGAUCCUGCUUCUGACUCCUACACGUACAGGGUAGAGGUUGGAAAUGGUACCAAUGUUUGGAACCAUUGGUCCAAUGACCCCACAGCUGAAAUCACUGAGUUACUUCCUGGAAUGUUGUACAGUUUCACAGUAUUUGCAGCAGUGAAUGACAGCCAGAUAGAAGGAGAAGGAGUGUCCAUAAGCCUGUAUACAAAGCCCAGCCCAGUCCAUGGUCUCACAGCAGAAUAUGUUGGUGUGACUUCUGUCAACUUAACAUGGAUGGUGAAUGAUCCUGCUUCUGACUCCUACACAUACAGGGUAGAGGUUAGAAAUGGUACCAAUGUUUUGAACCAUUGGUUCAAUGGCACCACAGCUGAAAUCACUGAGUUACUUCCUGGAAUGUUGUACAGUUUCACAGUAUUUGCAGCAGUGAAUGACAGACAGACUGAAGGAGAAGGAGUGUCCAUAAGCCUGUAUACAAUUCCUGCAUCAGUGAACUCAUUUCAGUGUGAUCCAGUGGCCAAUCAGUCUUUUUUAAUGCUGAAGUGGAAAUGUCCUGCUGGUGUCAAUUCUGGCUUUAAAAUUAAAAUAUCUAAUGGUUCAAGGGAAGAAGAACAACUGGCUCUGUCCUGCGUGAGAGAAGGCUCAGAACAAACCUUUGAAACAGCACCUUUAGAUUAUUUCAGCAUUUAUAACGUUACUAUUGUGACUCGUUCAAAUAAUUCUGAAAGUGAUCCAGUGCUGAAAACGUGCCAUACGAGCAUUACUGACCCACCUGCUCCAGACGAAGGUCCCGUAGUCAAAGCAGUCAGCCACAGCUCUCUGUCUGUUGAAUUCUCCGAUUUCCAGUCCAAGAGAGGACCAUUACAAGCCUAUGCAGUAGUUAUCACAACAGGACAAGGAGAUGAUGUGUCUUUAAAGUCGAAAUUAAACAACACAUACCAAGAUUUCAAGAAGAAGACAACAGUCACCUACGUAACGUACGUCAUGGGCCCAGAGCAGGCAAAAUCGUCUUCUUUCCAUUCUCAGAAUGGUAUAAACGUCAUUCGUGUAGGCGAGGGAAACAAAAUGUAUGGCUAUGAAAAUGGACCAUUGAUUCCACUUUGUUCAUACAGGGCAAGCAUUGCAGGCUUCACUAAUAUAACCUUUACUACGGCUGACAUCAUUGUGGGGGAAGAUAGUUAUGUGUCAUUCUCCCCCUGGUCUGAGGCAGUCUUGCUACCCCAAGAUCCAGCAGGUGUUGUUGCUGGAGCCGUUAUUGGAUGCCUGUUAGCUUUAUUGGCUGUAGUCGCUAUAGGGGGGUUCAUAUUCUGGAGAAGGAGAAGGAAAGACAAAAGAAACACUGAAGUGUCCUUUUCUCCAAUUAAAUCAAAAAUGAUUAAAGUGGAGAACUUUGAGUCCUACUUCAAGAAGCAGCAAGCUGACUCCAACUGUGGUUUUGCUGAAGAGUACGAGGAACUCAAGUCUGCUGGGGUUCAUCAGCCCAAAUUUGCUGCUGAACUUGCUGAGAACAGAGGCAAAAACAGAUACAACAACGUCUUACCAUAUGAUAUUUCUCGUGUUAAACUCUCAGAUCAAAGCUCUGUAACUGAUGAUUAUAUUAAUGCAAACUACAUGCCUGGCUAUAACUCGAAGAAGGCAUUUAUUGCUGCACAAGGGCCUUUACCCAAUACUAUAGAUGACUUCUGGCAGAUGAUUUGGGAAAAGAAAGUCUACUCUAUUGUUAUGUUGACAAAAUGUGUUGAACAAGCCCGGACAAAAUGUGAACAGUACUGGCCAGACAAACAAUCCAAGAGCUAUGGUGACAUUACUGUGACAAUGGUCUCAGAGGUUGUUCUUCCAGAAUGGACAAUAAGGGACUUCACUGUAGAAAAGUCCUGCACACCUGAGAGCCACACCGUGCGCCAGUUCCACUUCACCUCCUGGCCAGAUCAUGGAGUGCCAGAGACAACAGACCUUCUCAUCAACUUCAGACACCUUGUUCAUGAGUACAGUAGUCAAAAUCCAAUUGACUCUCCUACUCUGGUGCACUGCAGUGCUGGUGUUGGGAGGACAGGGACGUUCAUCGCCAUUGACCGCCUCAUUCAGCAGAUGGAAAUGGAGAACACUGUGGAUGUGUAUGGAGUGGUGUAUGACCUCCGCAUGCACCGGCCUCUGAUGGUGCAAACUGAGGACCAGUACGUCUUCCUAAACCAGUGUGUUAUGGAUAUUAUUAGAUCCCAGAAAGACAAGAAAACCGAUCUCAUUUACCAAAACAUGACAGCAAUGGCAAUCUAUGAAAACUUCACACCUGGGCCGGGCUCAGCGAAGGCCAACGGCUACCACGCGUAGGCCAGGAGGAAGGCCAUGUCCCGGGGGCCAGUGCCUGCACAGCAAAGGCUGCGCCUCUGCUCCUCUGAGCUGGGGCUGUGUGCGGUGGGUGGCUCACGCCGGCUCCUCCACUCCUCCUUGCGCCCAAAGGUGGGAUCUACAGGAGGGAAAACAGUGCUGGCAGGAGCCAUGGAUUUGAUACUAAAACAAACAACAACCAAGCAAAACUCUUGGAAUUUUACAGAGGAACCUUGCUUUUUCUUGGGAAUCUAACAGUACUGAUAGGUGAAAUAGCAUUUGCAGUAUGGACAGUGAACUAGAAUUUUAAUAAUAACACAAGCUUUUUAUUACAGUUUUAUAUUAUUUCAUUUACAGACACCAGGCUUGUGGGCUAUUUUAAUAUAUUUAAUUUUAAGUUUCAGGAACAUAUUUUAUCUACUGUAUCUGGUUACUUAGCUAAUAGAUAUGGGCCUUCUGUGAUUUUUCUUUUCCUCUGUUCCUUUUUAUUUAAAAAAGGAGUACAAGCAGCUCCUUCAAAAUGGACAUUUAUACUUGGAAAUUGUGCCUUUUUCUAGUUGCUACUCUAGAAAAAAAAAAAAAACAGCAGAGAUUCUAUUUUUGUACUGAAACUCUUAAUGAGAACACAGAUUUUUAAAUAAGGCUUAUGUCAAACUUAACUGUAGUUGCACUGUUGGCAGGACUCUCCAGAAGUUUGUAGGUGAGCUUUGUUUUAGCAUUUCACCACAACUAUCCCCUGCCUUAAUGUUCCGGUGCCUCUGCUAGAGGAAAAGGAGUGUAGUCUGUCACUCUGAGCUUUAACUGUUGUAAAAAACCUGAGCAAGUGAGUAUGU
Colius striatus (speckled mousebird) is the source of this 4848-nucleotide messenger RNA. It is a transcript of the gene PTPRJ, whose product is annotated as protein tyrosine phosphatase receptor type J. The transcript is spliced from 24 exons. The record is from RefSeq and is a predicted model, not a curated record. Lineage: Eukaryota; Metazoa; Chordata; Aves; Coliiformes; Coliidae. Gene Ontology annotation, molecular function: protein tyrosine phosphatase activity; cadherin binding. Bases 59 to 4018 code for a protein of 1319 amino acids. Gene Ontology annotation, biological process: angiogenesis; protein dephosphorylation.